Messenger RNA from Branchiostoma floridae (Florida lancelet), 1196 nucleotides. RefSeq lists its product as uncharacterized. NCBI's taxonomy places the organism in Eukaryota, Metazoa, Chordata, Leptocardii, Amphioxiformes, Branchiostomatidae. The transcript has 4 exons. Bases 41 to 427 code for a protein of 128 amino acids. The record is from RefSeq and is a predicted model, not a curated record.
CAUAGCUGAUUGGCUGAUUUGUGACCCCGAAGGUGACCCCAUGUAUCUUGAUGUCGUCAAGAAUUUCAAACUCCAGGCAGUUGAGAGUCAGCACGACUUACCAUGCUACGGAUUUCUGCUUUACUAUAAGGACGAACUGAUCCUCGGCUUCUCGGCAGAUUCCGGCUUCACGCCGAAGUUGUACGACAGAAUUUUCGAGGCCCCGAUUGUGGUGGUGGACGGUCGGACCCCGUCCUCAAAAUGGCACGCGUCGUUUGAUGAGAUUUCAGCCUACUUGAAAACCCGAGAGAAGAAGCCCGGUGCCGUGUACGUGAUAGGGUACGGCACCACAGCAGAGUAUACAACAGAGGACAGCUCACUCAGGCCCUUACAGCGGGGACAGUACUACACACUGUGGUCGGGGCAAAAGGAGUGUUCCGAGAACUGACGAAUAAAAAAGCCCCUAAGAAUGAGUUCCCCAUGUAUGCCAAUGGUUCUUAGUUCAUACUACGUUAUCUUAGUGUUGAUUGUUCUUAUUGGUUACCAAACGGCGCUGAAAAGCUGUAUGUUUAUUUUCUAUACUGAUCAUAAAUGUUAAUAACGUCAACGUUCAUAUUUUCACCAAGUUCACAAAUUAGACAAGAUUUACUAUCAGUACUUUAUACAUAUUGUAAUAUUGUUCUUGACGCACCAUUAGUAAUUACAAUACAACAUUCUAGUGCAAUGUGAAUAAAGAUUGAGAGCUCGUUCAUAGUGUAAAAUCAUUAUAAACAGAUAUCCAAAACGGGAAGUCAGUGUAUGAAAUGACGUCAUAACUAAGGUGAAAUACCCCUCGUACUCCCUGAAAAUACUAAUAAGUAGGAGAAAAGCCAUUUAAUUCUUAAAAGUAAUCAUCUAACGGUGACAUAAGCCAUGCGGUGAAGAUAGUUAUGCUUGAUUCCAAUUGUGCAAUUCAGCAAGUUUUGAUACAUAAUGUAUUUUUUCAAGAUAUGUCAAACUACGAUUAAGCUUGUUAAUGUCGUACACAAUUGUUGUUUCUUUAUUCUUGAAAAUAUAGAGGAAAUAUAGCAAGCAAUCCCUUAUCAACAUUAUACUCGUUGCUUGAUGAUACAUUCAGUCAUUAACAUUUUUCGUGAGAUGUACUAGAAGUUUGAGCUUACCAAUACUGCACGCAAUUAUCAUCUAUCCCGUGAUUGAAAUAUUGAAUAAAGGAAAAU